AAUGUACUCUGUGAAACAUACCUAGCCUAUUUAAAUUAUUUAAAGGUUAUUAAUAUUAUUCAAAUAACUUAAAAUUUAAUUAAGAGUAGUAUAAAUAAUCUUUGCUUGGUGAAAUAAUAGAAAGCGUAGUUAAUUUAAGAGUAGUUUUGUUAUUAACAUAAUUAAUAACCUUAACUUCACUGAACAACCCGUCCUUUGUAAUGUAAUAAGUUUUGUUUUAUGAAGACGAAGGGAUUACUAUUUAACUGGAGUACUUAAAUUAGUUAAGCGCUAUGGACGGGUUCGAAAUAAGAACAUCUAAUAGUAAAAAGGGUAAAGGAUUGUUUGCGACGAAGAAGUAUGACGUAGGUGAUGUUAUUCUGGAGGAAGAUCCUCUUGUUUCGUGUCAAUUUGCUUGGAAUGCGGCCUACAGAUAUUUAGCAUGUGACUACUGUAUGAGGUAAACCAGAUGUUUUGUUGUUUUAAAAUUAGAGGUUAGAAAAAGAAGCUCAAGAGUCGCUCUGAUAAAUUAUUGUAAACAAAGUUAUUUGUCUUAUUAUUUUAUAUAAUAGUAAAUUACUUAAAUGCUUUAAAAUAUUUUAAUAGGCCAUUGGAAACACCAGAACAGAAUGUAAGACGUCUAUCAUGCAAACCGGAUAUAGUAUUACCACAUGCCAGUUGUUUUGACAUAAACUUGGAGAAUGUCACUACUUGUGACCAAUGUGGAAUUUUAUACUGUAGUGAAGAUUGUAAGCAGCGGGCAUAUGAGGCCUUCCACAGAACUUUAUGUUAUGAUACAAGUGAUGCACAACAUCCUGUAAUGGUGCUUUUGGAGACAUGGAAGUUAGUAUUAUUUUAUAAUAUUGGCAAUGCAAGGGCAAACUAAAUAUAAAAACUACUGAGAUUUAUUUUCUAUUUCUAUUUAUUAACAUGCAGAAAUAAGUGGUAUGUUAAUAAUUUUAAAUGGUAAAGAGUUGACUCGACCACACAGAACCUCAAACAAACCUCACAGAAUUCCAGCAUAAAAUAGCAGCUUAAUGCUGCUGUGUUUUGUAUGGUGAGUAUAGAGAACCAGAUACCCUUUUUACUGGAAAUGAGGCAUUCCAUCUUAGUCCUCAGGGGGGACAAUGCAUCUGCAUUUUGAUUCUCAAUCAAGAAUAGAUGUAGAUUUCUAUGGGCCACAAUAAACACUUCAACAGAUGGACUGUGUGCUCGCUUGUCACACUGAUUCUAUAAAAAAGUAUUAAAAGUGAAUUUUUGGGAAUUUAAUUGUGAAAAUAUUAUUACUACCAUUGUGUAUAAGUAGAUCCACCAUUGUGUUCUAGUGACAGCAUGUUUCACACCUACUUGUAGGAGCUCAAAGAUAAAUAUUCAUCCGUAGCUAAAGAACAAUAGUAGACUUUCAUACAUAAAAUUAGUUGAGAAGAAAUGGUAGCAUCUAUAUAUCAAAAAUAUCUUAAAAUUAACUCUGUCAAAGAGUUUUGUCAUGAGAAGGCAUAAAAAAAAGAUAUUUAGGUUCGAACCUUUUUAGGUUGUCUUAUGUCACUUGGAAAAGUCAUACGUCCUGUGGUUGUUUCAUGUUAGCUUAAUACAUGCUCAACAUCAUUAUGUGUAUAUAUAUAUAUAUAUAUUUUAUUUAAAUGCUCUAUUACCUAACACUAUGAAAAUUUAUUUACCCUUCAGGCAAAUGCACUAUCCACCAGAAACAACAAGUGUAAUGCUUUUAGUAAGGAUAUUGGCCUUCAUAGAGCAGAGCAGCAAUCCCUCGGCUGCAGCUGCCACAGUCAAACAGUUUUGCCACAGAACAGUAAACGAGGAUGCUGAACUGGUUCAUAAAUUGCUAGGUGAACAGUUUACGGAGCAGUUAAAUACUUUGAGGGAAUUGACAGCUAAUGUAAUUAAUGGUGACCAUGUAGAACAGGUAAGAAAAUUGUUUAUUCAAUUUAAAUAUAUAUUAUUUUUUAUUGUUUUCUCUCUUAUAAUUUUUAAGAGAGAAAACAAUUUAUUUUGUGAUUAUAUUAAAGAUAAACUGCAUCCAAGCAACCAAGAUUGCAUGCCUCAUAAGCGUUAUUAGGUAGUGCUUUAGUCAAGCAAUUUUAUAUUCUUAAAAUGCCUCUUUCAUAACCAUAUUGCACUUAUAUGAUGAUAUAAGUAGCCAUAUUUCAAGAAAACACUAAUUAAUCCGUCUUAAAUUUUCUAGUAAAUAAUUUAAUAUUGCUACUUUG
This is a messenger RNA of Parnassius mnemosyne (clouded apollo), 2204 nucleotides long. Lineage: Eukaryota; Metazoa; Arthropoda; Insecta; Lepidoptera; Papilionidae. The record is from the annotation of a GenBank genome assembly.